AUGGGGCUGAAAAUCCGGGAAUAUCCGGGAAAAGUCGGGAUCGAGUUCCGGCCUUCCUUCCUCCCCUCCUGCCUCCCCGGCCCUUGCCCGCUGCCCAACCCGAACCCCCCUCUCUUCCCUCUCAAUUCCCCCUCUCAGUUCUCGGUCUAUUCCCUCUCAGUUCCCCCUCGAUUUCCCAUCUUCUCCCUCUCACUUCUCCCUCUAUUCCCUCUCAGUUCCCCCUUGAUUUCCCAUCUUUUCCCUCUCAGAUCUCCCUCUAUUCCCUCUCAGUUCUUCUUCUAUUCCCUCUCAAUUCCCCCUCGAUUUCCCAUCUUUUCCCUCUCAUUUCCCCAAUUCCCUCUCAAUUCCCCCUUAAUUUCCCAUCUUUUCCCUCUCUGUUCUCCUUCUAUUCCCUCUCAAGUCCCCCUGUUUUCCCUCUCAGUUCUUCUUCUAUUCCCUCUCAAUUCCCCCUCGAUUUCCCAUCUUUCCCCUCUCAAUUCUCCCUCGAUUUCCCAUCUUUUCCCUCUCACUUCUCCCUCUAUUCCCUCUCAGAUCUCCUUCUAUUCCCUCUCGGUUCUCCUUCUAUUCUCUCUCUAUUUCCCAUCUUUUCCCUCUCAGUUCUCCUUCUAUUCCCUCUCAAUUCCCCCUCGAUUUCCCAUCUUUUCCCUCUCACUUCUCCCUCUUUUCCCUCUCAAUUCCCCCUCGAUUUCCCAUCUUUUCCCUCUCAAUUCCCCCUCUAUUUCCCAUCUUUUCCCUCUCAGUUCCCCCUCUGUUUCCCAUCCCAGUGUCCCUCGAUGUCCCCUCUGUCCCCCCUGUCCCCCGUUCCGUGUCCCCGCAGCCGCGGGCUUGGGGGCGCCGGUUUUAAUAAAGCCGCGCAGGCCGGAGCCGGCGCCCCCCCUGGAUCCCCCCCACGGGGCCGGGCCCGCUCGGCGGGUCCCCCCCUGCAGUUGCCAAGCACCGCCCGACACCGCCGGGGCUCCGGCCCGUCCCGACAUCACACUUGGGGCUCCGCGGGCGGGGGCGGGGGGGCAAAGGCGGCGGCUUCGCUCUCGGCAAUGGACGGCAAGAGAGGGCCAUGGAUUGCCGGGAGCGAAGCCGGGGCCAGUGACGUGA
Chiroxiphia lanceolata (lance-tailed manakin) is the source of this 1092-nucleotide messenger RNA. RefSeq names its product proline-rich protein 36-like. Bases 1 to 1092 code for a protein of 363 amino acids. The transcript is spliced from 4 exons. Lineage: Eukaryota; Metazoa; Chordata; Aves; Passeriformes; Pipridae. The record is from RefSeq and is a predicted model, not a curated record.